AUGUUGCUUCUCCUGGUGUUCCUGGUGAAGAAAAUAGUGACUCUGAGCUGUCCUGCAAGUGAUGCUUUCCUUGUCCCACAUGAGUGGUACCAACCUGGUGACCUUGUCAUUGGUGGCAUAGUGUCCCACAUCUUUUACAACCUUAAUGGAAUUAAUUUUAAUGAACAUCCUUGUAUAACAUCUUAUGACUUACCAAGUGUAAUAACUAAGUUCUACCAGCACAUUCUUGCCUUGGCCUUUGCUGUGAAGGAGGUCAAUGAGGACUCCCAGAUCUUACCUAAUGUCACUCUUGGGUUCCACAUCUAUGACAGUUACUACAAUUCAAGGAUGACCUAUCGUACCACUCUGGACCUGCUUUUCAAAUCCCAGGAAUUUGUCCCUAAUUACAAAUGUGAUAGCCAGAAGAAUCUCAUGGCUAUCAUUGGGGGAUUGGAUUUUGUCACAUCAUCUUAUAUAGCUGAAAUUAUAGGAUUCUUCAAGAUUCCACAACUGACAUAUGGCUCAUUAGCCCAAAAGGAAUUGCCGACCAGUAAAUUCUCCUCACUUUAUUUCAUGGUCCCCAAAGAGGACCAUCAGUACAUUGGAAUUAUCCAACUGCUUCACCAUUUCAGGUGGACGUGGAUUGGGAUAUUUUCUGUUGAUAACAACAAUGGAGAAAAUUUCUUACAGAAAAUGCAGCCUUUACUUUCAGAGAACGGAAUCUGCUCAUCAUUUAUAGAAAGGCUUGCUCAACAACUCCACUUGGAAGGCUUCCCAGAACUUUAUCAAACAAUCUCAAUUAUUUCCAUUAAUAUGUUGAAUAGCAAAGCCAAUGCAUUUCUUGUUUAUGGAGAGUCCUGGACAAUUAUAUGGCUAAGAAUUGUAACAUUUAUAGUAGAUCCUGAAAGCAAGGAAACUGCAUUAUUUAGAAAGGUGUGGAUCAUGACUGCACAGAUUGAUUUUGUACUAGCAGGCAUUCAGAUCACAUGGGAUCUCCAGAUGUUCCAUGGGGCCAUUUCCUUCACUGUUCACUCAACAUCAGUUGUAGGCUUUAAGGAAUUUCUUCAGACCAUAAAUCCUCUUUCAGAUGACAGAGAUGGGUUUCAACAUGAUGUUUGGGAACAAUCAUUUGAUUGUUCAUUUUCAAAACUAGAGUUACAAGAAAUGCAGAGUAGGAAAUGCAAUGGGAAAAUGAAGCUGGAGGAUCUUCCUGCACCUGUAUUUGAAAUGGAAAUGACUGGACAAAGCUACAGUAUCUAUAAUGCUGUUUAUGCUGUGGCUCAUGCUUUGCAGGCUCUAUACUUGUUGGGGUUCCCUAGGAAGAAAACUAUGAUGGGUAAAAAACAUGAUCUUCCAAAUCUGCAGUCUUGGCAGGUUCUUCCACUUUCUCAAUGCAAUGACCCUUGUCUCCCUGGAUCCUGGAAGAAAGGGAUUGAGGGGGAUCAGUUCUGCUGUUAUGACUGUGUUCCAUGUUCAGAAGGGAAGAUUUCAAAUCAAAAUGAUAUGGAUGACUGUUUUGAAUGUUCAGAAGAUCAUUAUCCAAAUAAAGAAAAGAAUGGAUGUAUCCUGAAACUACUGGUCUUUCUAACAUUUGAAGAAACCUUAGGAAUUGGUUUAGCCUCAGCAGCUCUUUGUUUCUUCUUCUUGACAUCUUGGGUACUUGGAACAUUUAUUAAACACAGGGAGACUCCCAUUGUCAAAGCCAACAACCGGUUUCUCACCUAUAUACUACUUGUCUCUCUUCAGCUCUGUUUUCUCUCCUCUUUUUUCUUCCUCAGCCAGCCUGGCAAAGUGACUUGCCUUCUCCGACAAUCAACUUUUGGUAUCACCUUCUCUGUGGCCAUUUCUAGUGUAUUGGCCAAAACCAUCACUGUAGUUGUUGCUUUCAUGGCAACUAAACCAGGAUCUCAGAUGAGGAGAUGGGUGGGGAAAAGAUUGGCUUUUUGUACUGUCCUUUCCUGUUCUCUCUUCCAAGUAUUGAUUUGUAUUAUUUGGUUGUCGACAUCUCCCCCAUUCCCUGAGUUGAAUAUGUACUCAGAAUUCCAAGAAAUGAUUUUACAGUGCAAUGAUGGGUCAGCUUUCUUCUUUUAUUGUAUCUUGGGCUACAUGGGUAUCUUGGCCAUUGCCAGCUUUAUUAUGGCUUUUCUUGCCCGUAAAUUACCUGAUAGUUUUAAUGAAGCCAAGUUCAUCACCUUCAGCAUAUUGGCCUUCUGCAGUGUGUGGGUCUCCUUCUUUCCAGCCUAUCUGAGCACAAAAGGAAAAACCCUGGUAGCUGUAGAGGUCUUCUCCAUCUUGUCCUCCGGUGCUGCAUUACUGGGAUGCAUAUUUUUGCCAAAAUGCUACAUCAUUGUUUUCCGGCCUGAUCUCAACCACAGGGAGCAACUGACCAAGAGAAAGUAGUACC
This is a messenger RNA of Protobothrops mucrosquamatus (brown spotted pit viper), 2383 nucleotides long. Its product is annotated as vomeronasal type-2 receptor 26-like. Gene Ontology annotation, cellular component: membrane. Gene Ontology annotation, biological process: G protein-coupled receptor signaling pathway. Lineage: Eukaryota; Metazoa; Chordata; Lepidosauria; Squamata; Viperidae. The transcript is spliced from 5 exons. Gene Ontology annotation, molecular function: G protein-coupled receptor activity. The coding region runs from base 1 to 2379 and encodes 792 amino acids. The record is from RefSeq and is a predicted model, not a curated record.